AUGUACUCAGGUAUUUACUCGAGCCCCUCCCCCUUCCCUUCGUCAACUGCCCUCCCCCAUCACACCCUCCCUCGUCGUACCAGCCCCUUCGCGACGCUUACACCCUCACACCACCAUCUCCUACCACCUACAGGCUAUCCUUCAUCGUCUCCGAGCUUCCUGACCUCGCCCUCGCCACCUUCUCCUCUCCCUCCCUCCUCACCAACUGCCCUCCCCCAUCACCCCACCCUCGCCAUACUCCCUUUCUCUCAACUCGUCCACCCUCGUACUACCCUCCCCCAUCACCUACACUCCUUUCCCCGUUGCUUCCGGGCCCCUUGCCUUCGUCUUUACCACCUUCUCCUCCCCUUCUCCUCCCUCCUCCCCCUCCCUCCC
Molecule: messenger RNA, 375 nt
Organism: Schizophyllum commune H4-8
Lineage: Eukaryota; Fungi; Basidiomycota; Agaricomycetes; Agaricales; Schizophyllaceae
Exons: 1
Source: RefSeq, a predicted model, not a curated record